This is a messenger RNA of Exophiala bonariae, 1893 nucleotides long. RefSeq lists its product as uncharacterized. NCBI's taxonomy places the organism in Eukaryota, Fungi, Ascomycota, Eurotiomycetes, Chaetothyriales, Herpotrichiellaceae. The transcript has a single exon. Bases 1 to 1893 code for a protein of 630 amino acids. The record is from RefSeq and is a predicted model, not a curated record.
AUGGCACCGGACCCUGCAGAGGAUCGAUCGAAACAAGAUCCGCCACCCACAACCCCAGCCGAACCAGAUGGCCAAGGAACCACACAUGAGAAGGAACAAGUAGUCGAAGUUCUACAUGACAGCGUCUCUGUUAUCCCAGUCCCAGACAAAACUUUGGCUGCUGCUGCUGCUGCUGCUGAAAAAGUGAGUUUGAGUGACAACACUACGACCCCACCAGACGCCCGAGCAACCGAACCUGAAAAGAAACAAGCAGCUGAGACUCAAUACGUCGGUCUGGUUUCUUCUUCAGAUGAUGAAGGAAUUUCACUUGCUGUUGAAAACUUGAUCUUGGAUGAGAGCACAACUACCGGAGAUGGCGUCAAACCCAGCAAUGACGAAGCAACCCUUCUAGGGCUUCCAUACGAAAUUCGGAAGAAGAUCCUCAAGUACCUUCUCUCGACUGAGCUGCAAGAACACCGUCGUACUGGCUAUCAUCAUCAGACAGACCACCUCGAUUUUGAGCGGACAACCCAGAUCGAUGAUGAGCUUCAUGACGCUAUGUUCUGCUACUCACAGUACUUCUUCGACCACCAUGCUGUUUUCACCAAAGGCCACGAAUUGUCUUUCAAUGUGUUGUGGACCUGCAAGCAACUGUUGGACGAAGGUUCCUCGGUACUCUUGGAAGAUAACAAGUCUGUUGCACUAUGGUUUCCUGGAUGGCCCGGAGAUAUUGGUAACAUGAUCAAGCAUUUCAUUGCACAAAGUGGGAUACAGACUUCCUGGGAGAAUCCGGGAAUUCUCAAGCCAUUCUUAAAGAAGCGCGGCAGACCUACUAUUGAAAUCAGCAUGGAAAUCGAAGGCUGGGAUUGUGAUCCGACGAAUGUGAUCAUCAUCCCUCUCGAGAAUCUCAGCAGCCUCUGUCAAGCGUUGUCUGGGUAUCGGAGUUAUUUCAACGAUUACUACAGCAUGAUCUUAUCAGAGGAAUAUCACUCUGAUGACGAGAGUUUUGGGGAUGUGGAUCAUUCUUAUGAAUUGGGAUUCAGCAUACAAAUCCGCACAACAAAAAUUCCAGCUUUCAGAAAGCGCGGUUUCCGGUCAAUCGUGGAAAAUCUCCAGGUGAACAUUCUUGAUUGGAUCGGUGACUCGAUCUUCUCAAUUCGCUGCAUUGUGACCAGAGCUCCGGACAAAAUUCAAGUCCAGGUGAGAAACUGGAUUCAAGAACAACCAACCAUAGACAGCAUGACGGCGAAAGCAUGGGAGAGCAAAAUCGUACAGCGUCUCAUACAAAGAUUCAGGAAUGCAGAGAAGAAAUUCUUGUCAGACGACAUGGCUGAGGCAUGCCCUUCAUUUGUGCAACUCCAGGCCUUAAUAGCGUUCACCAUGAUGGGAAGAGUCUGGGAAGAUGAAAAGAGGUGGAUUCUCAUGAACCUUGCGACCUCGAACCGUAUCUAUCUGGGUCUGACUCUGGUGAAAACGGCUCCGAAGGUGGGAAAGCCUGCUCAUGAUGGGAUAGGCGAGUUCGCAUCAAAUGAUUAUAUCUACCAGGUGAAUUCUGCUGCCGUGUACUUGCCGUCAUCAUUCCCGCAUCCCUCACACCUCCAACCCUGGAAGUCGCCUCAUCCCGAAAGUCGCAAAGCGAGGGUUUUCUUCGCUAAGGCGAGGAUUGCAAGCGCUUUCCCAUUGUCCUCUGCGCAUCGGAGAUUGUGCCCACGGUACCUACGAGACUUAAUGGAAAGCAUUGCGCGCUUCAAAGUCAUUGAGCCUUCUAAAGCAAGUGUCGACUGCGAUGAGCUUGAAGAAUUGGUUGACACAGAUGAUGUGACCAGAGGUGAACUUGAAGCAGCCAGCGAUGGAAUCAACAAAAUCAUUCUCGACAUUUUCGGUCCGCUGACACCCGCAAAGCUUACCGCUUGA